UAGUUCCAAUGGAAAUCUUCACCACCAUAGCGUUGCUCUUCAUUCUCUUCCUCUCUCUCUAUCUCUACUCUUAUUUUCAUAGGAGCCCAAAGAAGAAGCACAUCAAUACCGGUUUCAAAAUCUACCCAAUAGUCGGAAUGUUACCGGGAUUCUUGAGUAACCGUCACAGACUGCUCGACUGGCUCACGGAAGUCCUGUCCCAAACGCCGACAAACACCGCCGUAGCCCGACGUCUCGGAAACGUACGAGGAGUCACAACCGCGAAUCCGUUAAACGUGGAGUACAUGCUCAAGACUAACUUCGAGAACUACCCGAAAGGCGACGGAUUCGUCUCCGUCCUCGGCAAUUUCCUCGGCCAAGGAAUCUUCAACUCCGAUGGCGAGAUCUGGAAGGUUCAGAGGAAGACGGCGAGCUACGAGUUCAACACAAAGUCGUUGAGAAACUUCGUCAUGGAAAAUGUCGUCGUCGAGAUCAAGACCAGGCUUGUCCCGGGUCUGAACAAAGCCGUGGAAACUGGUCAGGUCUUGGACAUUCAAGAUGUUCUUGAGAGAUUUGCUUUUGAUAAUAUAUGCAAAUUGGCUUUCAAUGUUGACCCGUGUUGUCUCGCCGGCGAUGGAUUCUUCGGAAACGACACCGGAGAAUUCAUGAAGGCUUUUGAGGAGGCGGCGACGCUUAGCUCUGGGAGGUUCCGGUACGCUUUUCCUUAUCUUUGGAAGAUUAAGAGGUUUUUCAACGUGGGGUCAGAGAAAAGGCUGAGAGAAUGCAUCGCGACUGUUCAUCAAUUUGCAGAUGAAAUCAUACUGCGGAGAAUGGAGAACAAAGAGGAAAACACCGAGGAAGAUUUACUGUCCCGAUUUAUGGCGUGCCAUAACGGCUCGCCGGAGUUUCUCCGAGAUAUCAUUAUUAGCUUCAUUCUUGCAGGGCGAGACACUACGUCUUCGGCUUUGACAUGGUUCUUUUGGAUCUUAUCCUCUAGACCGGACAUAGAGGAGAAGAUUUUGAACGAGCUUGAAACGAUUCGUACUCGAAACGGGAAAGAUAUCGGCGAAACGUAUAAUUUCAAUGAGCUCCGAGACAUGCACUACCUGCACGCUGCGAUUUCGGAAUCCAUGAGACUUUACCCGCCGGUACCGGCUGAUACUAAAGUGUGCCGAAAUGAUGAUGUUAUGCCGGAUGGGACAUUUGUAGGCAAAGAUUGGUUUGUCACCUACCAUACAUAUGCAAUGGGGAGAAUGGAGAACAUAUGGGGAAAAAAUUGUCUUGAAUUUGUGCCUGAAAGAUGGUUGGAAAAUGGUAUUUGCCGGCAAGAGAGCCCGUUUCGGUUUCCGAUCUUUCAUGCCGGUCCGAGAAUGUGUCUCGGAAAAGAUAUGGCUUAUAUUCAGAUGAAAUCCAUUGCAGCGACUGUGAUUGAGAAGUUUCAUAUUGAGGUACAAGACAAGGGAAAAACUCCGGACUAUGUACUUUCUUUGACUCUAAGAAUGAGAGGUGGCUUGCUUCUUAGGGUCAGGGAAAGAUGUAUUAUGCGUGAUAACUGAUUGUUAUGCGUAAUUCAAAUCCAUAUCCAGUGGCUGUUAGGUACAUAGACGCAAAGUAGAAGUACAUUGUUAUAUUUGUUUAAUCUUCCUUAAAU
Molecule: messenger RNA, 1630 nt
Organism: Morus notabilis
Lineage: Eukaryota; Viridiplantae; Streptophyta; Magnoliopsida; Rosales; Moraceae
Product: cytochrome P450 94B3
Exons: 1
Coding region: 9-1535 (508 amino acids)
Molecular function (GO): heme binding; monooxygenase activity; oxidoreductase activity, acting on paired donors, with incorporation or reduction of molecular oxygen
Source: RefSeq, a predicted model, not a curated record